Molecule: messenger RNA, 4331 nt
Organism: Blastomyces gilchristii SLH14081
Lineage: Eukaryota; Fungi; Ascomycota; Eurotiomycetes; Onygenales; Ajellomycetaceae
Product: formate-tetrahydrofolate ligase
Exons: 5
Coding region: 302-3424 (1040 amino acids)
Biological process (GO): tetrahydrofolate interconversion
Cellular component (GO): cytosol
Molecular function (GO): methylenetetrahydrofolate dehydrogenase (NADP+) activity; methenyltetrahydrofolate cyclohydrolase activity; formate-tetrahydrofolate ligase activity
Source: RefSeq, a predicted model, not a curated record
GAAUAAUUCAAUUGUGUGAUCAGCGCUGAGUCAGUAACGUAUUAAUAGCUUAGAAUCUCGAAUAAACAAUUCAUUGACCGUAGAUUUAUUUCCCAUGUAAAAUAUUUCUUCAUUUUUGGCCUAAGCACCCUCCCAAUGGAGUCGGUCCAAUCAUUCAUCAGUCCUUUCCUCUGACAUCCAGCUUUGACGUUUAGGGGCGCCUUUCACGCGCUCCUUUGACCAAUUCUGCCUCCCUCUAGCCGCCGGAAAUUAAGUGUUCCCUUAUUAAGCCCAGCUCCUGUUCACAGGCCCAGCCGAGGUCAUGGUUUUACCUAGCAGUAGAGUUGUUUGUCGCGAACACCUCCGUUUGCCGCCGAUCCCCCGCUCCGUGCGGCCCAACUCUCUCUCCUACUACUACCCCUCCAUCAUCCCUCGAACCCACACUCACCGCUACACGACAUCGGCGGCGCGGUGCUUCUCUUCACGCAGUCUCAGGUCUAUUAUUAGUAGUGGCCCUCGAGCUAUCAGUCUGCCUAUUUGUACUACCUUCCCUCGUUUUCCGCGAGCGCACUCCUCCCCACGUUUUCCAGCACGAACACGCUCUUUUUCGUCCACGAAAUCCAAUAUGGCCGCUGUCAGGAUUGAUGGCAAUACAAUUGCCAAAAACAUUAGGGAGCGUCUAAAUGCCGAGAUUCAGAAGGCGCAGGAAACUAAUCCUAGGUUCAAGCCUAGCUUGGUUAUUUUCCAAAUUGGUGACAGAUCAGACUCUAGUACUUAUGUUCGCAUGAAGCUAAAGGCUGCUGAAGAGGCAAAUAUAAGCUGCAAACUCAGCAAAUUCUCUGAGGAUAUCAGCGAACCUGAAUUGCUUCAAGAAAUCGCACUUGCAAAUAACGACCCGAGCGUACACGGCAUUCUCGUCCAAUUACCCCUCCCAAGCCACCUUUCGGAGCAUACCAUUACAUCUGCUGUCGCUUCGGAGAAAGAUGUGGACGGCUUCGGAGCUGUCAAUAUUGGGGAAUUGGCCAAGAGAGGUGGCAAGCCUCUUUUUGUUCCAUGCACUCCCCAAGGUGUUAUGGAGCUCCUUCGUGUCUCCGGGAUUGAGCUGGCUGGUAAGAAUGCAGUGGUCUUGGGCAGAAGUGACAUUGUAGGAAGCCCCGUCAGCUACUUACUGAAAAACGCGGAUGCCACCGUAACUGUCUGCCACUCUAAGACCAAGAAUUUGGAAGCCAUUGUUAAGGAAGCGGAUAUCUUGGUUGCUGCCAUUGGGAAGCCCGAGUUUGUCAAGGGUUCUUGGCUCAAACCUGGCGCGGUGGUCAUCGAUGUCGGCACAAACUACGUUCCUGACGCAACGAAGAAAUCCGGCCAACGGUUGGUUGGCGAUGUUGAGUUUUCUGCUGCUGUUGAAGUCGCCUCGCACAUCACCCCGGUCCCUGGAGGGGUUGGUCCAAUGACUGUAGCCAUGCUUCUUCAGAAUGUGGUUAAUUCUGCCAGGGCCUACUUCGAGAGGGAAAAGGAUAGACACAUCACGCCUCUGCCUAUCAAGCUUCAAACCCCAGUUCCCUCAGAUAUCGCCAUCUCUCGGACCCAGCGACCCAAGCCUAUUACCCAGGUUGCCGCGGAGAUCGGCAUCGCACCGCACGAAUUGGAGCCAUACGGACAUACCAAGGCCAAGGUUACCCUUGACCUCUUGGACCGUCUGUCCCACCGCCGUGAUGGACGAUAUAUUUUGGUGUGCGGGAUAACACCAACCCCCUUGGGAGAGGGCAAAUCAACCACGACUAUGGGUCUUACACAAGCUCUUGGUGCCCACCUCAACAGAAUCGCCUUUGCCAACGUCCGACAGCCUAGCCAAGGGCCCACCUUUGGAAUCAAGGGCGGUGCCGCUGGAGGAGGAUACAGCCAAGUCAUCCCCAUGGAUGAAUUCAACCUUCAUUUGACCGGUGACAUUCAUGCCAUUACCGCUGCAAACAACUUGCUGGCAGCUGCUAUUGAAACAAGAAUGUUCCACGAAUCCACACAAAGCGAUGGUGCGCUGUAUAAACGGCUGGUGCCAGUCAAGAAGGGAAAACGAGAGUUCCAGCCCAUCUUCCUCCGACGGUUGAAGAAAUUGGGAAUUACAAAAACAAACCCAGAUGACCUCACACCAGAGGAAAUCAACCGUUUCGCAAGAUUGGAUAUUGACCCGGAGACUAUUACCUGGCGGAGAGUCCUGGACGUGAACGACAGGCAUCUGCGAACCAUCACGGUUGGGCAAGCUGCAACCGAGAAGGGCCAUACCAGACAGACCGGCUUCGAUAUCUCCGUUGCCAGCGAAUGUAUGGCUAUCCUAGCCCUCAGCAACGACCUUGGCGAUAUGCGGGAACGCCUAGGCAGAAUGGUGGUUGCUACCUCCAAGAACGGAGACCCAGUCACUUGUGACGACAUUGGCUGCGGCGGCGCACUGGCGGCUCUGAUGAGAGACGCAAUUAAGCCAAAUCUCAUGCAAAGUCUUGAAGGGACGCCGGUGUUUGUCCACGCCGGACCCUUUGCCAAUAUCAGCAUUGGCGCCAAUUCCGUCGUGGCCGAUAAACUCGCCCUGAAACUGGCAGGCACCGAGCCAGGCGAGGACCAUGAAGCCAAGACUGGCUUCGUCGUCACGGAAGCCGGCUUCGACUUCACCAUGGGCGGCGAGCGGUUCUUCAACAUCAAGUGCCGCUCCUCCGGCCUCGUCCCGGACACCGUUGUCAUCGUCGCUACCGUUCGAGCCAUCAAGGCUCACGGAGGAGGACCCCCAAUCGCCCCCGGCGCCACCUUGGCACCAGAAUACACGACCGAGAACGUCGAACUGCUCCGAAACGGCUGCGUCAAUCUGAAGAAACAAAUCGCAAACGCGAAGAGCUACGGCAUCCCCGUCGUGGUCGCCAUCAACAAAUUCGAAACCGACACCGACGCCGAAAUCGCCGUGAUCCGCGAAGAGGCCAUCACCGCGGGCGCAGAGGAUGCUAUCCCUGCCAACCACUGGGCGGAGGGCGGCGCCGGUGCCGUCGAUCUAGCCAAGGGCGUCAUCAUGGCCAGCUCGAAGCCCAAGGACUUCAAGAUGCUGUAUGACCUCCAUGGCACGGUGCAGGAACGCAUCGAGCGCAUCGGCAAGGAGAUGUACGGUGCUGCUGCGGUGGAGUUUAGCGAACUCGCGCAGAAGAAGGUGGAUACGUAUACCAAGCAGGGAUUCGGAAACCUGCCCAUCUGCAUUGCGAAGACGCAGUACUCGCUCAGCCAUGAUCCGAACCUCAAGGGUGCGCCGACUGGCUUCACUGUUCCGAUUAGAGAUGUCAGGCUAGCUGUUGGUGCGGGAUAUCUAUACGCCCUCGCAGCCGAUAUCCAAACCAUCCCCGGCCUCCCCACCGCGCCAGGCUAUCUCAAUGUCGACGUCGAUGCUGAGACUGGAGAAAUUGACGGUCUCUUCUAAACCCACCUACCCACCUAUCCUUUUUUUUUUUCCCUCUCACCCUAGACCAAGAACUUUGUCUAAAGAACUAAACAUAAACUUUCAACACCGGACGACAUAACUAUUCCACACAUAAUCAUUCAACAAAGUCAAAAAGAUAUCAAAAAGAAAAAGAAUUCCAGAGAGGAAUUUCUGACACCGCUAGACGGGGCCGUCCCUGCAAUAAAAGAUAAGAGCCUUGGAGAUAAUGCCUAAUGCCUCUCCUUCUGUCUGCUAUUUUUUGUCUUCUACUUUCUUCAUUUUUUUCCCCUUCCUGUUAGUUGUCUCCUUUCUCCGUUAUAAUUCAUCAUUGGGCAGUAUUUCGGCAUAUAGCUUGCUUUUCGUUUUCUUUUUUUUUUAAAAAAAAAAUUAGUAUUUUGUGUCUAUAACGACUACAUCAUUUAGCAUUGUACUCCGUAUUGUGAGCACACCUGGGCAGAUUAAAAAAUCUCCAACCAUUUUCAUUCCUUCUCAUAUACAACUUUACCAUCUCCAAUGUCCGUUUCCACCCUAGAUAUAUAUAUUGGGUAGGGCACUGGGACCAAACAGUCUGUACUGGUAGUUAAGAGGCCGAAGCAUUUCAUAUAUAUAUAUAUAUAUGUCAACACUAUCUAUCUCUUGAACCUGUGCUACUCUUUAGUGAUUUUUCUAUGAUUCAAUUUUGAGGAAGGGAAAAAAUCAAUAAUUAGAGAGAGAUGCUCACUCUGAGGUCUUCUCUCUCUCUUCAACUGAGGGUGAUCUCCACACAAUGAGAGAGAUCUUUAAGAAAUGAUUUUUUGUUGAUUUGAUUCAGUUCAAAUCGGUGGAGUAACAUAUGUUGGCACACACACUCGUAGCUUAGCAGCAGCAGAGCUUCUAACCACAUAAGUUAGAAGAACCUUGUAAUCUA